This is a messenger RNA of Ylistrum balloti, 2074 nucleotides long. RefSeq lists its product as uncharacterized. Gene Ontology annotation, biological process: peptidyl-arginine methylation. Gene Ontology annotation, molecular function: protein-arginine N-methyltransferase activity. The coding region runs from base 86 to 1333 and encodes 415 amino acids. Lineage: Eukaryota; Metazoa; Mollusca; Bivalvia; Pectinida; Pectinidae. The record is from RefSeq and is a predicted model, not a curated record. The transcript is spliced from 2 exons.
CCGGUUAUUAACACGUGUGUCUUAUCGGAUUUAGGACUGCACAUAGUGUGAGGAUCAAAUGAAUCUGUAAGCACACAGCAGAAGGAUGGAUACCUCCGACAUGAAUGAACCUUUUGAGGGAGCUACCGGGGGUAAGGCCAGCAACUCUGACUACUUUACAAGUUAUGGUGACCUGAGUGUACAUGAACUGAUGCUUAAGGACAAGCCUCGUACAUUGGCAUAUAAAGGCUUCAUUGAAAAAAACUCCCAUCUGUUUAGAGACAAAACUGUGUUGGAUAUUGGUGCGGGCACCGGCAUUCUCUCUCUCUUUGCAGCCUCAGCAGGUGCUAGGAUAGUUUAUGCAGUGGAGGCAAGCGAAAUGGCUAGCGCCUGUCAGAAAAUUGUGGAAAAAAAUAACUUAACAGAGAGAGUGGUGGUCAUUCAUGGGCGAGUGGAAAAUGUGGACCUACCUGUCGAUAAAGUAGAUGUAAUUAUCUCUGAGUGGAUGGGAUUUUAUCUUUUUCAUGAGUCCAUGUUGGACUCGGUGAUUGUGGCAAGAGAUCGAUGGCUUGCACCUGGCGGCCUAAUGUUGCCAUCAGUGGCCACUUUGUAUUUAAUGCCUGUUGCUAUGGAUGACUAUGUCUGGGAUCAUUUCCAGUUCUGGGAUAAUGUUUACGGAUAUGACUUAUCUGCACUGAAGUCCACAGCUAUGACAAAUGCUAUUCAACAACCUGUAAUCACAAUGGUGUCUACAGAUGAACAGCUUGCUGAGCCACAAACAGUGGUAGAUCUGAAUUUAUAUGAAUCUUCACAGGAUGAUAUUGAACAGAUAUAUGCCAAACUCAGCUUUGUAAUUUUAAUGAAUGGCACUGUGCAUGGAUUUGCUGCCUGGUUUGAUGUGGAUUUCCAAGGUCCUUUGGGAACAUCUCCAAAGGACAGUUGUACAUCUGUAACACUUUCCACGGCUCCUGGCUCAGCUCCAACUCAUUGGAAACAAACCGUGUUCUUUUUGCCAUCUUCAUUUUCAGUACAAGAAGGGGAGAUAAUCUCAUGUAAAUUAGAGCUAGGCCAGGACCAGACAAACAAGAGACAUUACAAUAUCUCCUUGGAGAUGAUUGACAAGGAUGAGGGUAGCGAGGAUGACUUUGACACAGGGGAUGAGGAAGAAGGUUCAGAACACCCUAUACCUUGUACAUGUGGUGCCUCACGUUGCCAGCUCAUCACUGCCAUUAUGGACAAAUAUGAGUGUGAGCAUGCCCAACUGGAACAGGAAGCAGAACUUGUGGGUGUGUCCGCAGAGAGGGAGGCUGCUAAAGAAAUGAUGAGAGACGAGUUUAGUGUGAGUGAUUCAUGAAAGGAAUGUAAGGUUCAUGAAAGAACCAAGAAAAUUUUGGAAACAACUUUGAGAGUGUCAUCUUCAGCUUCUUUUUCUUCCUGUAUCUUCUCUGAUCUUUGAAAUUCAUGACUCAGCUCCUAAACAUUGUACAACAGUUGCAAUUCAACAUUCAGUCUCAUUACAUUUUAUCUAGGCUUCUGCAAAAUGUUGUGAAUAUUUUGCUUGAUUUUCGAAAAUGAAGGUAAAAAGUAUAUAGCUCACUAGGUCUAAAGGAUCUCAGUCCCCUAGGAAGGAAGGGCGGGCCCUGGGGCAAGGUUGCAAGUGCCCAAUAGUGGAAAUAUAGAAAAUUCUUUAUAAUCCUACCACCGUAGGAAUGAACAGAUAUUGCCCAAAUUUGGUCUGAAGCAUUCUUUGGUGAAGGAGAAUCAGUUUUGUAUAAAAGACAGAUCCUGCCCCCUGGGUUCGGAAGGGGUGGGGCCCAAUUGGGGAAAUGUAAGUUCUUACAAGGAUAUUGUCCAAGUUUGGUCUGGCACAGCUUUCAAGAACAGUGAAUCAGACUUCUGUUUGACCACCAGGACGGAACCCAAUAGGCAAAUUAUUUCUGAAAUUAUGCAUCAGAUUUGAAAUUCUUUGUUAAAUGACUGAAUAGCUGUAUUAGCCAGGUAAGCAAUGCAGGCUUCUUGGGACUCUUGUUUACUGUUUAAAUAGCAAUGAAUGUCUAGAUAACUAAUAAUGGUUACUAAAGAGAUCAUUCUGUUU